Molecule: messenger RNA, 334 nt
Organism: Cinara cedri
Lineage: Eukaryota; Metazoa; Arthropoda; Insecta; Hemiptera; Aphididae
Source: the annotation of a GenBank genome assembly
AUGUUUACCAGUAUAAAAGAAACAAUUACCAAGUUUGUGCAAUCGCCUUUUGUCAUUGUCAAUGCCGAUGAAGAAUUAGUUGACCCUGCUAAAGUUUUGAGAGUAUGUUAAUUAAAUAAAAUUACCUGGGUCAUUUUAUUUAACUUCUAUGAAUCUUUAGGGAAAAUGUGAACAGCAAAAAGAAGCACAAGAACGAUUCGCCAAGUUGCAAGAAUGCAAUGACCGUGUCAACUCUAGAAAGAAAACUGCUGAAACCUGUGUCGAAGAAUUGUGGGAUUUCUUAGAGGUCGUUGAUAAAUGCGUUGCAAAAGACUUAUUUGAUCAUUUAAAAUGA